Xenopus laevis (African clawed frog) is the source of this 2527-nucleotide messenger RNA. It is a transcript of the gene kpna6.L, whose product is annotated as karyopherin alpha 6 (importin alpha 7) L homeolog. Gene Ontology annotation, cellular component: cytoplasm. The transcript has 14 exons. The coding region runs from base 154 to 1767 and encodes 537 amino acids. NCBI's taxonomy places the organism in Eukaryota, Metazoa, Chordata, Amphibia, Anura, Pipidae. Gene Ontology annotation, biological process: protein import into nucleus. Gene Ontology annotation, molecular function: nuclear import signal receptor activity. The record is from RefSeq and is a predicted model, not a curated record.
AGCACGUAACGUUCUUGACACGCACGCCUGCGUUCUCUACGUUUUCGUGCGCCCGUCAGAUCGCUUUUCUUAGGUUGUCCCUCAGCAGCUUCCGUCUGUCAGACAUAUUGUCCCAGAGGAGCCGGGAGAGGCCCUGACAGACCGGGUGCAAGCAUGGACACCAUGGCAAGCCCCGGAAAGGACAACAGUCGGAUGAAGAGCUACAAGAACAAGGCUCUGAACCCUGAAGAGAUGCGCCGGCGUCGUGAGGAAGAAGGCAUCCAGCUCCGGAAACAGAAGAGGGAACAACAGCUCUUUAAACGUCGGAAUGUGGAGUUGGCUCCAGAGGAUACCGCCAUGUUUGACGGACCACUGAUGGAUUCUCAUGUCAGCUCUACCACCCCUGGGGAUGGAGUUAUUACCCGCGAGAUGGUAGCAUUACUUCUCUCUGAUGACCCUGACCUACAAUUAGCUACUACACAGAAAUUCAGAAAGCUCUUAUCCAAAGAGCCAAAUCCACCAAUAGAUGAGGUGAUCAAUGCCCCAGGAGUAGUAGAGCGAUUUGUAGAAUUUCUGAAGAAGAGUGACAACUAUACACUACAGUUUGAAGCUGCCUGGGCCCUUACGAAUAUAGCUUCUGGAACCUCACAACAAACCAAAAUCGUAAUAGAAGCAGGGGCAGUUCCAAUUUUCAUUCAGCUGCUAAACUCUGACUAUGAAGAUGUACAAGAACAGGCUGUUUGGGCUCUGGGCAACAUUGCAGGUGACAGUUCAGUGUGCAGAGACUAUGUUCUAAGCUGUGACAUCCUUCCUCCUCUUCUCAAUCUCCUUACCAAAUCAACCCGUCUCACCAUGACCCGAAAUGCAGUCUGGGCCUUGUCUAACCUUUGUCGAGGAAAGAACCCACCUCCAGACUUUGACAAGGUGUCUCCGUGUCUUCCUGUGCUGUCUCGUCUUCUAUUCAGCAGUGAUUCAGACCUGUUAGCCGAUGCCUGCUGGGCGCUUUCUUAUCUCUCCGAUGGCCCUAAUGAGAAGAUUCAGGCGGUCAUAGACUCUGGAGUCUGCCGCAGGCUAGUGGAGCUCCUAAUGCACAAUGAUUACAAGGUGGCUUCUCCAGCACUCAGGGCUGUAGGAAAUAUUGUCACUGGAGAUGAUAUCCAGACACAGGUCAUCUUAAACUGUUCAGCUCUUCCCUGCCUCCUUCAUCUUUUGAGCAGCCCAAAAGAGUCCAUCCGGAAGGAGGCCUGCUGGACAAUUUCAAACAUUACUGCUGGCAACAGAGGCCAAAUACAGGUUGUUGCUGAUGCAAACAUUUUUCCAGUUUUGAUUGAGAUUUUGCAAAAAGCUGAAUUUCGAACCCGAAAAGAGGCUGCAUGGGCAAUCACUAAUGCAACAUCUGGUGGCACACCAGAGCAAAUCAGGUACCUGGUGAACCUUGGCUGCAUUAAACCUUUGUGUGACCUUCUCACAGUCAUGGACUCAAAGAUUGUUCAGGUUGCCCUAAAUGGACUGGAAAAUAUACUACGGCUUGGUGAGCAAGAAGCAAAGCAUGGAGGCAAUGGUAUCAACCCAUAUUGUGGACUGAUUGAAGAGGCAUACGGUCUUGACAAAAUAGAGUUCCUGCAGAGCCACGAGAACCAGGAAAUCUACCAAAAAGCAUUUGAAUUGAUAGAACAUUACUUUGGAGUGGAGGAAGAUGACCCUCAGCUGGUCCCCUCUGUUGAUGAAUCUCAGCAGCAAUAUAUCUUUCAGCAAACAGAAGCACCUAUGGAAGGAUUUCAGCUCUGAACAAUGAUCCGUUGGACAAGCUAAGCCCUUGCCUCCAUAUUCUCCCUGCCAACAAGAGAGGGGGGGGUCAGGAAAAUUAAUCAGGACAUUCUUUCCUUCACCUCUUACACUCAUGCUUUAUUCAUGCAGAGUAAGCUGUGAUUCUGUUGGGCAUUUGAGCAUCUGCAUAUGAACUCCAGAGUCAACCAACUCUUUUUGCAAGGUCUAUGUAUACAAUCCACACUGACCCAAUGCUGAAACAUAUAUGCUUCUUUGAAAGUCUUUAUUUUUUGAGUUUCUUUUCUUUUUGUUUCUGUUUGAAAAAGAGACUGAUUGGAAUCAAACGCAUCAGAAAUGAGUGCGGUUAGCAUGUUGCCCUUGAUUUGGGGUGAGAUGCAGAAGGAAUUGUUCUCUUGGUUUUUCUUUUGUUGUUGGGAAAAAUUAUAGAUUUAUUUAAAAAUAAAAAAAAAACGAAGUGAAAGGGAGCGCAACAUGGUAAGAGGUAAUCUUUAUCUUUAGAGUAUAGCUUCAUUUAUAAGAGAAUACUUGCUGCUAUCUAUUGAAGUUAGCAAGUGUCACUACACAGGGUGGACUAUCAGGAGCAAAUUGAUCACAGCUGUAAAGGCUUGUUUGACAUGGGACGGAGGUUGCAGUGCAAGUUCCUAAUUGCCUUAAAUGUCCUUCCUGUGCUUGGCUUUAUUGAAGGUAACCGGUUUUUCGGGACUUCCUGUUAAUUGCAUUCAGAGCAGAACAAUAACAUUAAAUUAUUUUCAUCAAGAAA